Messenger RNA from Hemicordylus capensis (graceful crag lizard), 582 nucleotides. It is a transcript of the gene IFNK, whose product is annotated as interferon kappa. The coding region runs from base 1 to 582 and encodes 193 amino acids. Lineage: Eukaryota; Metazoa; Chordata; Lepidosauria; Squamata; Cordylidae. Gene Ontology annotation, molecular function: type I interferon receptor binding; cytokine activity. Gene Ontology annotation, biological process: cytokine-mediated signaling pathway; humoral immune response; B cell differentiation. Gene Ontology annotation, cellular component: extracellular region. The record is from RefSeq and is a predicted model, not a curated record. The transcript has a single exon.
AUGGCCACCACCAGUCAUGACUUCAGAUUCCACCUUUGCUUCAUGCUGGCGCUCUUUGGCAAAUUUGCACAUUCCAGACAACUCUCCCUUUCCAAAUGUCCCAAGCUUCACAUCCAGUGGAACCAACUGAUCCAAACCAACUUGCACCAUCUCUGCAGGAUGAGUGGACAAUUUCCUCCACAAUGUGGAUUUGAAACAACAGACUUGCAGUUUCCUCUGUUAGUUCUCAACACUAAUGACCACAACAGUCCAACUAUCGUCCACGAGAUCCUCCAACAGAUCUUCUGCUUUCUUUCCAAAGACCAUCCCUGGAACUCAACAUGCAUUGAGAAAUUACAGACUGGUCUUCACGAGCAAAUUACAGAACUUGAGACAUGUCUGGGUACAGCGGAGAUGCAGAAGGGACUAAUGAACUAUGAAAAUACAGCAUCAUAUUCCUCCAUUCUGCAAGUGAAAAAAUACUUCCAAAGAAUGAACAGUUUCUUAACAGAUGAGCAACACAGCCAGUGUGCUUGGGAGGAGAUCCGUUUAGAAAUGAAAAGAUGCUUUCUGCUAAUAACCCAGCUUCUCAAAAAGCUUUAA